Phacochoerus africanus (Common warthog) is the source of this 27730-nucleotide messenger RNA. RefSeq names its product spectrin repeat containing nuclear envelope protein 1 (gene SYNE1). The transcript has 146 exons. The record is from RefSeq and is a predicted model, not a curated record. Gene Ontology annotation, cellular component: membrane. Gene Ontology annotation, molecular function: protein binding. Bases 518 to 26986 code for a protein of 8822 amino acids. Lineage: Eukaryota; Metazoa; Chordata; Mammalia; Artiodactyla; Suidae.
GUUGAUUUUAAGGGAGCCAGAGGAAUGUCCUCGUUGAACCGCAUCACUUCCUUCCUGGGACCAUCAGGGAACCUCCCCAGCCUUUCAAGAUAGGAUCUGCUCUGAAAGGUCAGCGGGGCAGUGGAAACCCCAGGCAAAAGUUAGCAGCCGGUGCAGCGAAUCUCCUUCCCGGCGAUCUUGGCCAUUUCUUUCCUCCUCGACCCCGAGAGGUGGACCCCGUGGAAAAGCUCCCGGAGGAGGGUCACGGAAAAGCUUUGCUGCUGCGGAGAGACGCCGGAGGCCAUGCAUCUGCAGGAGGUGCCUGAGUUUAUUUAAGAGGAUAAUCUUGAAGCAGAGGACGAAAAAGAGCUGGUUGGAUCUCUGGAGAUCUCCUUACUGGCUGCUGUGAGAGCCUGGGGCUUGUCCAUGACUCAGUGGAUCUAGAGAAGUUCAAGUAUGCUUUCUGGAGUGGCGUAGGGCUGCACUGCGUUAGUCAGUCGAAGAGUCUCCAGGGCUGGUUCCACGCCAAGGUGGGGCCAUGGCAGCCUCCAGGACAGCCUCAAGGGCUUCUCGGGACAUUACCAAUGUGAUGCAAAGACUGCAAGAUGAACAAGAGAUCGUACAAAAACGUACUUUUACCAAAUGGAUCAACUCUCAUCUGGCCAAGCGGAAACCCCCGAUGGUGGUGGACGAUCUUUUUGAAGACAUGAAAGAUGGUGUGAAGCUGCUGGCUCUCCUGGAAGUCCUGUCUGGGCAGAAACUGCCGUGUGAACAAGGACGCCGUAUGAAGCGAAUCCACGCCGUGGCGAACAUUGGCACGGCACUCAAGUUUCUCGAAGGAAGGAAGAUAAAAUUAGUCAACAUUAACUCCACUGAUAUAGCAGAUGGCCGACCCUCCAUAGUUCUUGGAUUGAUGUGGACUAUAAUUCUAUAUUUCCAGAUUGAGGAGUUGACCAGCAACCUGCCGCAGCUGCAGUCUCUGUCCAGCAGCACGUCCUCCGUGGACAGCAUGGUCAGCUCUGAGACUGCCAGCCCCCCGAGUAAACGGAAGGUGGCCACCAAGAUCCAAGGAAACGCCAAGAAGACUUUGUUAAAGUGGGUUCAGUGCACAACCUCCAAGCAGAUGGGGAUAGAAGUAAAAGACUUUGGACGCAGUUGGAGAAGCGGAGUUGCCUUUCAUUCGGUUAUCCAUGCCAUUCGACCGGAACUAGUGGACUUGGAGAAGGUGAAAGGAAGGUCUAACCGAGAAAACCUGGAGGAGGCUUUCACUAUUGCUGAAACAGAGCUGGGAAUCCCAAGACUCCUGGAUCCAGAAGAUGUUGAUGUGGAUAAGCCAGAUGAGAAGUCUAUUAUGACCUAUGUAGCCCAGUUUCUCAAACAGUAUCCUGACAUCCACAGUACAGGUGCUGAUGCACAAGAGAACGAUGAAAUAUUUCCAGGUUUCUCAUCUUUUGCAAAUUCUAUCCAAAUUCUUAAGAGAGAAGAUAGGCUAAUUUUGAAGGAAGUGAAAGUUUGGAUAGAACAAUUUGAAAGAGAUUUGACAAGGGCACAGAUGACAGAAUCAAAUUUGCAGGAUAAGUAUCAGUCAUUUAAGCACUUCAGAGUUCAGUACGAAAUGAAAAGGAAACAGACUGAACACCUAUUACAACCAUUACAUAGAGAUGGCAAACUGUCACUUGACCAAGCCUUGGUAAAACAAUCCUGGGACAGAGUGUCCUCCAGGCUCUUCGAUUGGCAUAUACAACUGGACAAGUCUCUUCCUGCACCUCUGGGUACCAUAGGGGCCUGGUUAUACAGAGCAGAGGUGGCCCUGAGAGAGGAAAUAACCAUUCAGCAGGUUCACGAGGAAACGGCCAACACAAUACAGCGGAAACGUGAGCAACACAAGGAUCUGCUUCAAAACACAGAUGCCCACAAAAGAGCAUUCCAUGAAAUCUACCGGACCAGGUCUGUUAACGGGAUCCCCGUGCCACCUGAUCAAUUAGAGGACAUGGCCGAGAGGUUUCAUUUUGUUUCCUCCACAUCAGAGCUUCACUUAAUGAAAAUGGAAUUUCUAGAAUUAAAGUACCGUCUGCUCUCACUGCUGGUUCUUGCAGAGUCAAAGCUGAAGUCUUGGAUCAUCAAGUAUGGGAGGAGAGACUCCGUGGAGCUGCUUCUGCAAAACUACAUCUCUUUUAUAGAAAACAGCAAGUUCUUUGAACAAUAUGAAGUGACAUACCAGAUCUUGAAACAGACAGCUGAGAUGUACGUCAAAGCUGAUGGCUCAGUGGAAGAAGCUGAGAAUGUGAUGAAAUUCAUGAACGAAACCACUGCCCAGUGGAGGAACCUCUCGGUGGAAGUCAGGAGCGUGCGGAGCAUGCUGGAAGAAGUCAUUGCCAACUGGGACCGAUACGGCAAUACUGUGGCUAGUCUUCAGGCUUGGCUAGAGGAUGCUGAGAAAAUGCUAAAUCAAUCAGAACAUGCCAAAAAGGAUUUUUUUCGGAAUUUGCCUCAUUGGAUACAGCAGCACACGGCCAUGAAUGAUGCCGGCAACUUUCUAAUUGAAACAUGCGAUGAGGUGGUCUCCCGUGAUCUCAAACAGCAGUUGCUAUUGCUAAAUGGACGAUGGAGGGAGUUGUUUAUGGAAGUCAAGCAAUAUGCCCGAGCUGAUGAAUUGGACAGAAUGAAGAAAGAAUACACAGAUUGCAUUGCUACCCUGUCUGAUUUUGCAACAGAAGCCCAAAGGAAACUUUCGGAGCCCUUAGAAGUCUCGUUAAUUAAUGUCAAGUUAUUAAUUCAAGACUUGGAGGAUAUUGAGCAGCGGGUGCCUGUCAUGGAUGCUCAAUAUAAGAUGAUUACAAAGACAGCACACCUCGUUAGCAAAGAGUGCGCCCAAGAAGAAGCGAACGAGAUGUUUGCGACCAUGUCUGGGCUCAAAGAGCAGCUAACCAAGGUCAAAGACUGUUACUCCCCACUCCUUUAUGAGUCUCAGCAGCUGUUGAUUCCAUUGGAGGAAUUAGAAAAGCAGAUGACGGCCUUUUAUGACUCACUUGGGAAAAUCAAUGAGAUUCUAGCAGUUCUUGAGCACGAGGCACAAUCUAGUGCUGUUUUUAAACAGAAGCAUCAGGAACUGUUAGCUUGUCAAGAGAGCUGUAAGAAAGCCAUGAUGCAAAUUGAGAGAGGCAGUCAUAGUGUUCAAAAGCCUGUGACCUUGAGCAACGUGUUAAAGCACUUCGAUCAGACAAAGCUACAGAGACAAGUUGCAGAUGUGCAUGUUGCUUUUCAGAAUAUGGUAAAGAAAACUGGAGACUGGAAGAAACACAUGGAAACCAACAGCCGCUUGAUGAAGAAAUUUGAGGAGUCUCGAGCAGAGUUGGAGAAGGUGCUAAGGAUUGCUCAGGAGGGCCUGGAGGAAAAGGGGGAUCCGGAAGACCUCCUGAGGAGACACACAGAGUUUUUCAGUCAGCUGGAUCAGAGGGUGCUCAAUGCUUUCCUGAAAGCUUGUGAUGAACUCACCGACAUUCUCCCUGAGCAGGAGCAGCAGGGCCUGCAGGAAGCUGUCAGAAAGCUCCAUAAACAGUGGAAGGAUCUUCAAGGAGAGGCGCCAUAUCAUUUGCUUCAUCUGAAGAUCGAGGUGGAGAAGAAGAGGUUCUUAGCGUCUGUAGAAGAGUGCAAAGCUGAGCUGGGGCGAGAGACCAAGCUGGUGGCCCAGGAAGGGAGCGAAAAGAUCAUCAAAGAGCACAGGAUCUUUUUCAGUGACAAGGGUCCCCAUCAUCUCUGUGAGAAAAGGUUACAGCUCAUUGAAGAGCUGUGUCUAAAACUCCCGGUCCGGGAUCCAGUCCGGAACACACCUGAGACCUGUCACGUGACUCUCAAGGAGCUCCGGGCUGCCAUUGACAGCACCUAUGCGAAGCUGAUGGAAGACCCGGACAAGUGGAAGGACUACACUAGCAGAAUUUCUGAGUUCUCCGCUUGGAUAUCUGCAAAGGAGACCCAACUGAAGGGGAUUAAGAACGAGGUCAUCGAUACUGCCAACCACGGAGAGGUGAAACGUGCGGUAGAGGAGAUCAGAAACGGUGUUACCAAAAAAGGCGAGACUCUCAGCUGGCUGAAAUCCAGGCUUAAAAUUUUGACUGAAGUUUCUUCUGAGAAUGAAGCCCAAAAGCAAGGAGAUGAGCUGGCAAAAUUAUCCAGUUCCUUCAAGGCUCUCGGGACUUUGUUGUCAGAGGUUGAAAAGAUGUUAAGCACCUUUGGAGACUGUGUCCAGUACAAAGAAAUAGUCAAAAGUUCCCUUGAGGAGUUAAUCACUGGCUCUAAGGAAGUUCAGGAACAAGCUGAGAAGAUCCUGGACACUGAAAAUCUGUUUGAAGCACAGCAGUUACUUCUUCAUCACCAGCAAAAGACAAAGAGGAUCUCUGCAAAGAAGAAGGAUGUUCAGCAGCAGAUUGCGCAGGCUAGGGAGGGAGAAGGUGGGCUGCCCGGCCGAGUCCAAGAGGAGCUGCGGAAGCUGGAGAGCACCCUGGACAGCGUGGAGCACAGCCGGGAGAAGCAGGAGCGCCGCAUCCAGGUCACAUUAAGAAAAUGGGAGAGAUUUGAAACAAACAAAGAGACAGUGGUCAGAUACCUUUUUCAAACAGGUUCCAGCCACGAGCGCUUCUUGAGUUUUAGCAGUUUGGAAAGCUUAUCUUCAGAAUUGGAACAGACAAAGGAGUUUUCUAAGCGAACCAAAGGCAUCGCAGUCCAGGCUGAGAAUCUUGUGAAGGAAGCUUCAGAGAUCCCACUUGGGCCCAAGAAUAAGCAGCUGCUUCAGCAGCAGGCCACGUCAAUCAAAGAGCAAGUCAAAAAAUUAGAAGACACCCUUGAAGAAGAUAUUAAAACCAUGGAAAUGGUGAAAAACAAGUGGGAUCAUUUUGGCAAUAACUUUGAGAGCCUGUCCGUCUGGAUAACCGAGAAAGAAAAGGAACUCAAUGCCUUGGAAACUUCAUCGUCUGCCAUGGACACACAAAGCAACCAAAUUAAGGUCACAAUUCAGGAAAUAGAAUGUAAGAUCAGCAGCAUUACAGGACUAGAAGAAGAAGCUCAGUCUUUUGCUCAGUUUAUUACCACUGGAGAAUCUGCUCGAAUAAAAGCCAAGUUAACACAAAUAAGAAGAUACUGGGAAGAACUCCGGGAACAUGCACAGUGUCUGCAAGGAACAAUCCUGGGACAUUUAUCUCAGCAGCAAAAGUUUGAAGAGAAUCUUAAAAAGAUCCAGCAGUCUGUGUCUGAAUUUGAAGAUAAACUUGCCGAGCCAAUUAAAAUAUGUUCUUCAGCUACAGAAACAUACAAAGUUCUCCAGGAACAUAUGGAUCUCUGUCAGGCCCUGGAAUCGCUGAGCAGCAUGGUGGCCGCUUUGUCAGCCAGCGCCAGGAAGGUCUCUCACGGGGACUCCUCGGGCCAGGAGGCAGCGGCCCUGCAGCAGAGCUAUGAGGGUCUGCUGUGCCGGGCGAAGGAGAGGCAGACGGCGCUGGAGAAGCUGCUGGCCCACUGGCAGAGGUUGGAGAAGGAACUGUCAACCUUUUUGACUUGGUUAGAACGAUGCGAAGCUAUAGCCAGUUCCCCAGAAGCAGACAUUUCUGCAGACCGAGUCAAAGUGGAGAGUGAACUUCAGUUAAUACAGGCCCUGCAGGAUGAGGUUGUAUCCCAGGCCUCCAUCUACAGCAACUUAUUACAAUUAAAGGAAUCCCUGUUCUCGGUGGCCUCCAAAGAUGAUGUGAAAGUGAUGAAACUCCAUUUGGAGCAGCUGGAUGAGAGAUGGAGAGAUUUGCCACAGAUAAUUAGCAAAAGGAUUAACUUUCUUCAGUCUGUGGUUGCUGAACACCAGCAGUUUGAUGAGCUGCUGCUUUCCUUUUCCGUCUGGAUUAAGCUGUUCCUCAGUGAAAUACAAACUACUUCUGAGAUAAACGUCAUGGACCAUCAGGCAGCUCUUACUCGGCACAAGGACCACGCAGCAGAAGUAGAGAGCAAAAAGGGAGAACUGCAGAGUCUGCAGGGCCACCUAGCGAAGCUGAGUGCUCUGGGCCGCGCGGAGGACCUCCCCCUCCUGCAGGGCAAAGCAGAGGACUGCUUCCAGCUGUUCGAGGAGGCCAGCCAGGUCGUGGAGAGGCGGCAGCUGGCCCUGUCCCAACUGGCUGAAUUCCUGCAGAGCCAGGCCUCUCUGUCGGGGGUUCUCCACCGUCUGAAGCAAACGGUGGAAGCAACCAACAGCAUGAACAAGAAACAGUCCGCCUUAUUGGAAAAGGACCUCAGUGAUGCUAUUCGAGAGGUGAAAACCUUAGAAUCGACGGCCAUCAGUCUUGACGGCCUCCUUACCAAAGCCCAAUACCAUCUCAAAGGCGGGAGUUCCGAGCAAAGGACUUCCUGCAGAACUACCGUCGAUCACCUCUGCUUCGAAUUAGAGAGGAUCCAGAACCUUCUGGGAACCAAGCAGAGUGAGGCAGAUGCCCUGGCAGUGUUGAAAAAAGCAUUCCAAGAUCAGAAAGAGGAGCUGCUGCAAAGCAUUGAGGACAUCGAGGAGAGGACCGACCGAGAGCGGCUCAAGGAACCCACCCGUCAGGCUCUUCAGCAGAGAUUGAGAGUCUUCAAUCAGUUAGAAGAUGAACUGAAUUCUCAUGAGCAUGAACUAUGUUGGCUGAAAGACAAAGCCAAGCAAAUUGCUCAGAAAGAUGUAGCCUUUGCACCUGAAGUCGACCGGGAGAUCAACCGCUUAGAGGUCACCUGGGAUGACACCAAAAGACUAAUUCAUGAAAAUCAGGGUCAAUGCUGUGGACUUAUUGACUUAAUGAGAGAAUAUCAGAAUUUGAAGUCAGUUGUAUCUAAAGUCCUAGAAAACGCCAGCAAUGUGAUUGCAACCAGAACUACUGUAAAAGAUCAGGAGGAUCUUAAGUGGAUUUUAUCCAAGCAUGAAACUGCCAAGAAUGAAAUGUGUAAUAAACAGAAAGAGUUGGAUAACUUUACCAGUAAAGGAAAACAGUUGUUGUCUGAGCUGAAAAAAAUUCACAGUGGUGAUUUCACCUUGGUGAAAACAGACAUGGAAAGCACUGUGGACAAAUGGCUGGAUAUAUCAGAGAAAAUUGAGGAAAACAUGGAUAGGCUGAGGGUGAGCAUGUCCAUCUGGGAUGAUAUACUUACGAGUAAAGAUGAGAUCGACGGUUGGUCCAACAAUUCUGUGCCACAGGUGGCCAAAAGCAUCAGCAAUCUGAAUAACAGCCUCAGAGCAGAAGAAUUCCUGAAAGAAUUUGAGUCUGAGGUUAAAAAGAAAGCAUUGAGAUUGGAAGAACUUCAUUCCAAAGUUAACGAUCUUAAAGAAUUAACUAAAAAUCCAGAAACGCCACCAGACCUUCAGUUUAUAGAAGCCGACUUGAGGCAGAAGCUGGAGCAUGCCAAAGAAAUUACAGAGGAAGCCAAAGGGACCUUGAAAGCGUUCACUGCUCAGAGUGCACAAGUGGAGAAGUUCAUUAGCGACAUAGCGACCUGGCUGACAAAACUAGAAGACUCCCUGAUGAACUGCGCCCAAACUGAGACUUGCGAAGGGCUGAGAAAAGUGAAGGAAAUACAAAAAGAGCUUCAAAGUCAGCAAAGCAACAUCAGCUCCACCCAAGAAAAUCUCAAUAGCUUGUGCCGCAAGUACCACUCGGUGGAGUUGGAGAGCUUGGGCAGUGCGAUGACUGGGCUGAUUAAGAGAUACGAGGCUGUGAGCCAGUCUUGCUCCAAGACACAGGCCAGCCUUCAGGAGUCACUGGAAAAACACUUCCAUGAGUCUAUGCAGGAAUUUCAAGAAUGGUUUUCUGGAAUAAAGGCAGCGGCAAAGGAAUCAUCAGAUAGAACCGGGGACAGCAAAGUUCUCGAGGCAAAGCUCCAUGAUCUCCAGAACAUUUUGGAUUCAGUCAGUGAUGGGCAGAGCAAGCUUGAUGCCGUGACUCGAGAAGGACAAACUUUGUAUGCGCAUUUGUCUAAACAAAUCGUCGGUAGCAUUCAGGAACAAAUUACAAAGGCUAACGAAGAGUUUCAAGCAUUUCUGCAACAGUGCCUUAAAGACAAACAAGCUCUUCAAGACUGUGCUUUGGAACUUGGGAGCUUUGAAGAUCAGCACAGAAAACUGAACUUAUGGAUCCAAGAAAUGGAUGAAAGAUUAAGCACGGAAAAUUUAGGAGAGCGUAAGCAGCACAUUCCUGAGAAGAAAAAUGAAGUCCAUAAAAUUGAAAUGUUCCUGGGAGAACUACUGGCUGCAAGAGAGUCUGUGGACAAGCUUUCCCAGAGAGGGCAGCUUCUCAGUGAAGAGGGCCACGGCGCCGGCAAAGAAGGACGCCUGUGCUCCCAGCUCCUCGCCAACUACCAGCACUUACUCCGAAUGACCAAGGAGAGACUCCGCAGCUGCCAGCUGGCCCUGCAGGAGCACGAGGCCCUGGAGGAGGCGCUGCAGAGCAUGUGGUCCUGGGUGAAAGACAUGCAGGACAGGCUGGCCUGCGCAGAGAGCACGGCGGGGAGCAAAGAUGCCUUGGAGAGACGGCUGUUACAAGUGCAGGAGAUUCUCCUGAUGAAAGGGGAAGGAGAAGUUAAGCUGAACAUGGCCAUUGGCAAAGGGGAACAGGCCUUGAGGAGCAGCAACAAGGAAGGUCAGCAGGUGAUUCAGACUCAGCUACAGACCCUUAAAGACGUCUGGGCAAACAUCAUGAGCUCCUCCGUCCAUGCUCAGAGCACAUUAGCAUCUGUGAUUAGCCAAUGGAAUGACUAUCUAGAGUGGAAAAACCAGUUGGAGCAGUGGAUGGAAGAAGUGGAUCAAAAAGUAGAACAUCCUUUGCAACUGCAGCCUGGUCUGAAAGAGAAGUUUUUGCUUCUGGACCAUUUUCAGUCCCUAGUAUCGGAGGCAGAAGAUCACGCUGGAGCCCUGCAGCGGCUUGUUGCCAAGGCCAGGGAGCUUUACCAGAAGACUGAGGAUGAGUCAUUCAAGGAGACCGCACAAGAGGAACUGAAAACACAGUUUAAUGACAUAAUGACAGUUUCUAAGGAGAAAAUGAGGAAAGCAGAAGAGGUCGUGAAAGAUCAUCUCAUGUAUUUAGACGCAGUCCAGGAAUUCACAGAUUGGCUCCAUUCGGCAAAAGAAGAACUUCAUCGGUGGUCAGAUAUGUCUGGAGAUUCAUCAGCCACCCAGAAAAAGUUAUCUAAAAUUAAGGAGCUGAUGGAUUCCAGAGAGGUUGGUGCAAGCCGCCUAAGCCGAGUGGAGUUGCUGGCCCCUGCAGUGAAACAGAACACAACUGCCGGUGGCUGCGAGCUCUUGGACACAGAGAUGCAGGCCCUGCGUGCUGACUGGAAGCAGUGGGAAGACAGCGUAUUCCAAACGCAGACCAGCUUGGAGAACCUGGUGAGCCAAAUGGCCCUCUCGGAGCAGGAAUUCUCGGGCCAAGUGGCUCAACUGGAGCAGGCCCUGGACCAGUUCGGUGCCCUCCUGACAAGCUGGGCUCAACAGUUAGCUCUCCUGGAAGGCAAGAACACUGAUAAGGAGAUCGUGGAAUGCUGGCAGAAGGGACGGGAGAUACUGGAUGCUCUACAAAAAGCAGAGCCUCAGACAGAGGAUCUCAAGUGUCAGCUGAAUGAACUGUGUCGAUUUUCCAGAGAUCUCAGUACAUACAGUGGAAAAGUUUCCGCCUUGAUUAAAGAAUAUAAUUGUCUUUGUUUACAAGCAUCCAAAGGCUGUCAGAAUAAAGAACAGAUUUUACAGCAAAGAUUCCGAAGAGCCUUCAAGGAUUUCCAACAGUGGUUGGUUAAUGCAAAAAUCACUACUGCCAAAUGUUUCGAUAUACCUCAAAAUAUUAAUGAAGUUUCAACAAGUCUUCAGAAAAUACAGGAAUUUUUGUCAGAAAGUGAAAAUGGACAACACAAACUGAACACAAUGGUUUCCAAAGGAGAACUUUUGAGUACUCUAUUGACCAAAGAGAAAGCGAGUGGCAUCCAGGCCAAAAUUGCAACUGCAAAAGAAGAUUGGAAAAAUUUUCAUUCAAAUCUGCACCAAAAGGAAUCUGCUCUGGAGAAUCUAAAGAUCCAAAUGAAGGACUUUGAAGUCAGUGCUGAGCCUGUGCAGGAGUGGCUGAGUAAAACCGAGAAGAUGGUGCGUGAAAGCAGCGAUCGCCUGUAUGAUCUGCCAGCGAAGAGGCGAGAACAGCAGAGGCUGCAGUCUGUCCUUGAGGAAAUAAACUGCUACGAGCCUCAGCUCCACAGGCUGAAAGAGAAAGCUCAGCAGCUGUGGGAGGGCCAAGCUGCCAGCAGGAGCUUUCUGCACAGAGUGUCCCAGCUGUCUUCUCAGUAUCUAGCGCUAAGCAAUUUCACCAAGGAGAAGGUGUCAAGACUGGAUAGAGUUGUGGCAGAGCACAAUCAGUUCUCCCUGGGGAUGAAAGAUCUGCAAGACUGGAUGACGGACGCGGUUCACAUGCUGGACUCUUAUUGCCACCCCACCUCGGACAAGAGCGUGCUGGACAGCAGGAUGCUCAAGCUGGAGGCCCUGUUAUCGGUGAAACAGGAAAAAGAGAUCCAGAUGAAAAUGAUAGUGACCAGAGGGGAAUCUGUCCUACAGAACACCUCUCCCGAAGGCAUUCCUGCCAUCCAGCAGCAGCUGCAGAGUGUGAAGGAUUUGUGGGCGUCCCUUCUGUCUGCAGGGAUCCGUUGUAAAAGCCAACUGGAGGGCGCUCUUUCCAAGUGGACCAGUUAUCAGGAUGAUGUUCGGCAGUUUUCCAGUUGGAUGGACGGCGUGGAGGCCCAGCUGAAUGACCCCGAAAGGCAGUACGCGGACCUGCGGGCGAAAACCGCCGCGCUCGGGAAGGCCAAGCUAUUAAAUGAAGAAGUGCUGAGUCACAGCAGCUUGCUGGAGACCAUUGAGGUCAAAGGAGCUGGCAUGACGGAGCACUAUGUCACCCAGUUAGAAUUCCAGGACCUGCAGGAACGAUACAACACAAUCAGAGAGCGGGCCAAGGAAGCAGUAACCAAGUUUGAAAAACUGGUUCGCCUGCACCAAGAGUAUCAGAGAGACCUGAAGGCCUUUGAAGCUUGGCUGGGCCAAGAGCAAGAAAAGCUUGAGCGACAUUCAGUUCUUGAAGGCGAUGCCCACACUCAUGAAGCAACAUUGCGGGAUCUUCAGGAGCUCCAGGUGCACUGCGCAGAGGGACAGGCCCUGUUGAAUUCGGUGCUGCACAGCCGAGAGGAAGUGAUACCUUCGGGCAUCCCCCAGACGGAGGACCGGGCUCUGGAGUCGCUGCGGCAGGACUGGCAGGCUUACCAGCAGAGGCUGUCUGAGACCCGAACCCAGUUCAACAACAUAGUCAAUAAGCUGAGACUGAUGGAACAGAAGUUUCAGCACGUAGAUGAGUGGCUAAAAAUCCUGGAGGAGAAAGUGAGUCUCCAGACUGGACGUCAGUCUACCCGGGCCGCCAAGGAGAUACAGUUACAUCAGAUGAAGAAGUGGCAUGAAGAAGUCACCGCUUACAGAGAUGAAGUAGAGGACGUGGGGGCCAGAGCACAGGAGAUCCUGGACGAGAGUCACGUGAGCAGCCGCAUGGGCUGCCAGGCCACCCAGCUGACCUCCAGAUACCAAGCCCUUCUCCUCCAAGUGCUUGAACACAUCACAUUCCUGGAGGAAGAGAUCCAGAGUUUGGAGGAAUCAGAAUUAUCCUUAAGUUCCUAUUCUGAUUGGUACAGCUCUACUCACAAAAACUUCAAAAACGUGGCUGCCAAAAUUGAUAAAGUCGACCAAGUGAUGAUGGGGAAAAAAAUGAAGACCCUGGAGGGUUUGCUAAAAGACAUGGAGAAAGGCCACAGUUUGCUGAAAUCAGCCCGAGAGAAAGGAGAGCGAGCUCUUAAAUACUUGGAAGAUGGUGAGGCAGAGGCCUUAAAAAAAGAGAUCCACGACCACGUGGAGCAAUUGAAGGAACUGACCAGCACUGUCCGGAAGGAGCACCUGACUCUGGAAAAAGGCCUGCAUUUGACAAAGGAAUUCUCAGAUAAAUACAAAGCACUAACUCAGUGGCUAGCAGAAUACCGGGAAAUCCUGCACAUUCCUGAAGAACCCAAAAUGGAAUUAUAUGAGAAGAAAGCUCAACUAUCUAAAUACAAGUCACUUCAGCAAACAGUACUGUCCCAUGAACCAUCAGUAAAAUCAGUGAGAGAGAAAGGCGAAGCCCUUCUGGAACUGGUGCAGGAUGUUACUUUAAAGGACAAGAUAGAUCAGCUUCAGAGUGAUUACCAGGACCUCUGCAGUGCAGGAAAGGCGCAUGUCUGCAGUCUGGAGGCGAAGGUCAGAGACCACGAAGAUUACAAUGGGGAGCUCCAAGAAGUGGAGAGGUGGCUGCUGCAGAUGUCGGGUAGGCUGGUGGCGCCCGACCUCAUGGAGACCAGCAGUCUAGAGACAAUCACCCAGCAGCUGGCCCACCACAAGGCCAUGAUGGAAGAAAUUGCUGGUUUUGAAGACCGUUUGAAUAACCUUAAAAUUAAAGGUGACAAUUUGAUCAGCCAGUGCGCAGACCACCUUCAGGCAAAGCUGAAACAAAAUGUACACACUCAUCUGCAGGGCACAAAGGAUAGUUACUCAGCAAUCUGCAGCACAGCCCAGAGGGUGUACCAGAGUUUGGAACAUGAACUUCAGAAGCAUGUUAGCCGACAAGACACGCUGCAGCAGUGCCAGGCCUGGCUUUCCGUGGUCCAGCCAGAUCUAAAGCCAAGCCCCCAUCCUCCUCUGAGCAGGGCAGAAGCUGUCAAGCAGGUCAAGCACUUCAGAGCUUUGCAGGAACAGGCAAGGACCUACUUAGAUCUCCUUUGCUCCAUGUGCGACUUGUCGAACUCUUCAGUGAAAACCACAGCAAAAGAUAUCCAACAAACAGAGCAAAUGAUUGAACAAAGGCUUGAGCAGGCGCAGAACUUAACUCAGGGCUGGGAGGAGAUCAAGCACAUGAAGGCAGAGCUUUGGAUUUACCUCCAGGAUGCCGAUCAGCAGCUGCAGAAUAUGAAGAGGAGGCACUCAGAACUGGAGCUAAAUAUUGCCCAGAACAUGGUGUCUCAAGUAAAGGAUUUUGUUAAGAAACUACAGUGCAAACAGGCAUCAGUGGCCACUAUCACAGAGAAGGUGGAUGAGUUAACCAAGAAGCAGGAAUCUCCUGAACAUAAGGAAAUAAGUCAUUUAAAUGACCAGUGGCUGGAUCUGUGCCUUCAGUCCAACGACCUGUGCUUGCAAAGGGAAGAGGAUCUCCAGAGGACACGAGACUACCACGGCUGCAUGAAUGUUGUCGAAGCGUUCUUAGAAAAAUUUACUACAGAAUGGGACAACUUAGCCAGAUCUGAUGCAGAGAGUACAGCUGUCCACUUGGAAGCUCUGAAAAAGUUAGCCUUGGCAUUGCAGGAGAGGAAGCAGGCUGUCGAAGAUCUGAAAGAGCGAAAGCAGAGAAUGAUAGAACAUCUGAACUUAGAUGACAAAGAACUAGUCAAAGAACAGACGAGUCACCUUGAGCAACGCUGGUUUCAGCUGGAGGACCUCGUGAAAAGGAAAAUCCAAGUGUCUGUCACCAACCUGGAGGAGUUAAACGUGGUUCGGUCCAGAUUUCAGGAGCUAACGGAGUGGGCGGAAGAGCAGCAGCCCAACAUCACCGAGGCCCUCAAGCAGAGCCCGCCGCCCGACAUGGCGCAGAGCCUGCUCAUGGAUCACCUUGCCAUCUGCAGUGAACUGGAGGCCAAACAGAUGCUCCUGAAGUCCCUCAUGAAGGACGCCGACAGGGUGAUGGCCGAUCUUGGCCUGAAUGAGAGGCAGCUGAUCCAGAAGGCGCUGUCUGAUGCGCAAAGGCACGUGAACAGUCUCGGCGACUUGGUGGGCCAGAGGCGAAAGUACUUAAACAAGGCCUUGUCCGAGAAAACCCAGUUUCUCAUGGCGGUGUUCCAGGCGACCAGCCAGAUUCAGCAACACGAGCGCAAGAUAAUGUUCCGUGAGCACAUCUGCCUGUUACCGGAUGACGUGAGCAAACAAGUUAAAACAUGUAAGAGUGCACAAGCCAGCCUCAAGACGUACCAGAAUGAAGUCACCGGACUUUGGGCCCAGGGUCGCGAAUUCAUGAAAGGAGCCACAGAGCAGGAGAAGAGCGAGGUGCUGGGGAAGCUCCAGGAAUUGCAGAGCGUCUAUGACACUGUUUUGCAGAAGUGCAGCCAUCGGCUACAGGAACUGGAGAAAAAUUUGGUUUCUAGGAAGCAUUUUAAAGAAGAUUUCGAUAAAGCCUGUCACUGGCUAAAACAAGCAGACAUCGUUACAUUUCCUGAAAUCAACCUCAUGAACGAGAGUGCUGAGCUCCAUACCCAACUGGCCAAGUACCAGCACAUUCUAGAACAAUCUCCGGAAUAUGAAAAUCUCCUCCUGACACUGCAGAGAACCGGACAGGCCAUCCUGCCAUCGCUGAAUGAAGUCGACCAUUCCUAUCUCAACGAGAAGCUCAACGCCCUGCCCCUGCAAUUUAAUGUCAUCGUCGACCUGGCCAAAGACAAGUUCUAUAAAAUCCAAGAAGCGAUCCUUGCUCGGAAGGAAUACGCUUCCUUGAUUGAGUUGACAGCCCAGGCUCUGAGUGAACUCGAAGACCAGUUCUCAAAGAUGAGCCAAGUCCCCACCGACCUGAGCGUCCAAGAGGCCCUGUCUCUUGAGGAAGGUUGCCGCGCUCUCACGGGAGAGGUGGUGGGCCUGGCAGAAGCAGUGGAUGAACUGAACCAGAAGAAAGAAAGCUUCCGCAGCACAGGUCAGCCGUGGCAGCCAGACAAGUUGCUGCCUCUGGUCACCCUGUACCACAGGCUGAAGCGACAGGCGGAACACAGGGUGAGCUUGUUGGAGGACACCACCAGCGCUUAUCAAGAGCACGAAAAGAUGUGCCAGCAGCUAGAGAGGCAGCUGGAGGCUGUGAAGACGGAGCAGUCCAAGGUGAAUGAGGAGACGCUUCCUGCCGAGGAGAAGCUCAAAUUGUAUCACUCCCUGGCGGGAAGCCUCCAGGAUUCAGGAAUUCUGCUAAAACGAGUGACGGUGCAUCUUGAAGAUCUUGUCCCGCACCUCGAUCCCUCGGCAUACGAGAAAGCCAAGCAUCGGAUCCAGUCCUGGCAAGAGGAGGUGAAGCUGUUGACGUCUGCCGUGGGCGCCACGGUGACCGAGUGCGAGAGCCGCCUGGUGCAGAGCCGAGACUUCCAGACGGAGCUGAGCCGCUCCCUGGACUGGCUGAGGGGCGUGAGGGCAGAGCUGAGUGGGCCGCUGUGCCUGGACCUGAACUUGCGGGACAUCCAGGAGGAGAUCAGAAAGGUCCAGAUCCAUCAGGAGGAGGUGCAGUCCAGCCUGAGGAUAAUGACCGCCCUGAGUGACAAGGAGAAGGAGAAAUUCACGAGAGCCAAGGAGCUGAUUUCUGCCGACCUGCAGCACACGCUGACCAAGCUCUCGGAGCUGGACCGAGACGUGCAGGAAGCUCUACGCACCAGACAGGCUUCCCUGACUCAGAUAUACAGUCAGUGUCAAAGGUUUUAUCAAGUAUUUCAAGCAGCUAGUGACUGGCUUGAGGACGCUCACGAGAUGUUACAGCUGACAGGCAAUGGCCUAGACGUGGAGAGUGCAGAGGAAAGUCUCAGAAGCCACAUGGAGUUUUUUAGUACUGAGGAUCAGUUCCACAGCAAUCUGGAGGAGCUCCAAGGCCUGGUAGCCGACCUGGACCCUCUCAUCAAGCCAACUGGGAAAGAGGACCUCACACAGAAAAUGGCUUCUCUGGAAGAGAAGAGCCAGAGAAUGACACAGGAUUCGCAUGCCCAGUUGGAUCUCUUGCAGAGAUGUGCAGCUCAAUGGCAGGAUUACCAGAAAGCCAGGGAAGAAGUCACCGAACUGAUGAAUGAUGCAGAAACGAAACUGUCCGAGUUUUCUUUAUCGAAGACUUCUUCCAGCCAUGAAGCAGAAGAAAAAUUGUCAGAACACAAGGCUUUAGUGUCAGUAGUUAACUCUUUUCAUGAGAAAAUCGUGGCCUUAGAGGGUAAGGCUUCAGAACUGGAAAGAAUGGGAAAUGACGCCAGCAAAGCAACCAUCAGCAGAUCGAUGACGGCUGUCUGGCAGCGCUGGACUCGGCUCCGCGCUGUGGCCCAGGACCAGGAGAAGAUCCUGGAAGAUGCAGUGGAUGAAUGGAAGAGCUUUAACAAUAAGGUUAAAAAAGCCACUGAAAUGAUUGAUCAGCUGCAAGAGAAAUUACCGGGAAGUUCAGCAGAGAAAGCUUCAAAAGCAGAGCUCUUAACUCUUCUUGAAUAUCAUGACACACUCACUCUGGAGCUGGAACAGCAACAGUCAGCCUUAGGGAUGCUGCGGCAACAAGCAGUGAGCAUGCUCCAGGAUGGGGCCCCGCCGGCCCCUGGAGGGGAGCCACCUGCCCUGCAGGAAAUCAUGGCAAUGCAAGACCGAUGCCUGAACUUGCAGGAGAAGGUGAAGCAGGAUGGAAAGGUAGUAAAGCAGGAGGUGAAGGAGCGAGAAGUGGUGGAGACCCAGAUCAAUUCAGUAAAAUCUUGGGUUCAGGAAACAAAGGAAUAUUUGGGGAAUCCAACCAUAGAAAUAGAUGCUCAACUUGAAGAACUUAAGGUUCUCCUAACAGAAACAGCACAUCACAGACAGAACAUGGAGAGAAUGGCUGAAGAACAGAAGAAUAAGUACCUUGGUCUUUAUACAAUAUUACCUUCCGAAGUCUCCCUUCAGCUUGCUGAAGUGGCCUUGGACCUAGGAACUAUCCAUGAUCAGAUCCAAGACAAAGUGAAAGAAGUCGAACAGAGCAAGGCCAUGAGUCAGGAAUUCAGCCGGCAAAUUCAGAAGAUAGCCAAAGAUCUCACAACUAUUCUAACCAAGCUGAGAGCAAAGACAGAUGACUUAGUUCAAGCUAAAACGGACCAAAAGCUGCUAGGAGAGGAAUUAGAUGGCUGUAACUUAAAGUUAAUGGAACUAGAUGAAGCAGUACAGAAAUUCUCAGAACAGAAUGGCCAACUGGGUAAACCACUGGCCAAGAAGAUAGGAAAACUGACCGAACUUCACCAGCAGACCGUGAGACAGGCUGAGAACCGGAUCUCCAAGCUCAGCCAGGCAGCAUUCCAUUUAGAAGAAUACAAUGAAAUGCUUGAGUUAAUCCUAAAGUGGAUUGAGAGAGCUAAAGUCUUGGUGCAUGGAAAGAUUGUCUGGAAUUCCGCGAGCCAACUUCGGGAACAAUACAUUUCCCAUCAGACCAUGCUAGAAGAAUCUGAAGAGAUUCACAAUGAUCUGGAAGCAAUGGCUGAGAAAUUACAGGCCCUCGAUAGCGUGUACCUUACAGAAAAAAUGUCUCAGCAAGUGGUGGACCUGGGCCGAGAGACUGAGGAGUUGCGGCAGAUGAUCAAAAUCCGUUUGCAGAAUCUCCAUGAUGCGGCCAAGGAUAUGAAGAAAUUUGAAACAGAGCUCAGAAACUUGCAAGUUGCUCUGGAGCAAGCCCAGACAACCCUGACUUCUCCAGAAGUUGGACGUCUUAGUCUCAAGGAGCAACUCUCUCACAGACAGCAUUUGCUGUCUGAGAUGGAGUCUCUGAAGCCUAAAGUCCAGGCGGUGCAGAUCUGCCAGAGCGCGCUCCGGAUCCCCGAGGAUGCGGUCACCAGCCUGCCGCUCUGCCACGCUGCCCUGCGACUGCAGGAGGAGGCCAGCCGGCUCCAGCACACCGCCAUCCAGCAGUGCAACAUCAUGCAGGAGGCUGUGGUGCAGUAUGAACAAUAUGAGCAAGAAAUGCAGCACCUCCAGGAGCUCAUAGAAGGAGCUCACAGAGAGAUCGAGGAUAAGCCUGUGGCCACCAGCAACAUCCAAGAGCUGCAAGCCCAGAUUUCUCGGCAUGAGGAGCUGGCUCAGAAAAUCAAGGGCUACCAGGAGCAGAUCGCCUCUCUGAACUCCAAGUGCAAGAUGCUGACCAUGAAAGCCAAGCACGCCACCAUGCUGCUGACGGUGACCGAGGUGGAGGGGCUGGCGGAGGGGACGGAGGACCUGGACGGGGAGCUCCUCCCCGCGACCUCGGCCCACCCCUCUGUGGUCAUGAUGACUGCAGGUCGCUGUCACACUUUGCUGUCACCUGUCACUGAGGAGUCUGGGGAGGAGGGAACCAACAGUGAGAUUUCUUCUCCACCUGCCUGUCGCUCCCCUUCACCUGUGGCUAAUACAGAGGCUUCUGUUAAUCAGGACAUCGCUUAUUACCAAGCCUUGUCUGCAGAGAGGUUGCAGACAGAAGCUGCCAGGAUCCCCCCCAGCACAUUGCCCUCACGGGAGCUCUACGAGCCGGGACUGGAGCCAUUGGCUACUGCUAAACUGGAUGAUUUGCAGCGCUCUUGGGAAACCUUAAAGAAUGUGAUCAGCGAAAAGCAGCGCACACUCUAUGAAGCGCUGGAGCGCCAGCAGAAGUACCAGGACUCCCUGCAGUCCAUCUCCACGAAAAUGGAAGCCGUCGAGAUGAAACUCAGCGAGAGUCUUGAGCAUGGCAGGAGUCCAGAGAGCCAGAUGGCCGAACACCAGGCUUUGAUGGAUGAGAUUCUCAUGCUCCAAGAGGAAAUCCGAGAGCUGCAGGCGGCCCUCGCAGAGGAGCUGGUGUCCGAGGCCCCCGAGUCCGACCCCGCGGAGCAGCUGGCCUUGCAGUCCACGCUCACCGUCCUGGCAGAGCGAAUGUCCACCAUCAAGAUGAAGGCAGCAGGGAAACGGCAGCUUUUGGAGGAGAAGUUAAAUGAUCAGUUGGAAGAACAGAGACAGGAGCAGGCCCUGCAGAGGUAUCGCUGUGAAGCCGACGAGCUGGACCACUGGCUCUUGAGCACGAAAGCCACUCUGGACAUUGCACUGGGAACACCCAAGGAGCCCAUGGACAUGGAGGCCCAGCUGGUGGACUGCCAGAACAUGUUGGUGGAAAUAGAGCAGAAGGUGGUGGCCUUAUCAGAGCUCUCAGUCCACAAUGAAAACCUGCUGCUGGAGGGCAAGGCACACACCAAGGAUGAGGCUGAGCAGCUGGCGGGAAAGCUGAAAACCCUCAAGGGCAGCCUCCUGGAGCUGCAGAGGGCGCUGCAUGACAAGCAGCUCCACAUGCAGCAGGGAACAGCCCAGGAGAAGGAGGAGACUGAUGCUGACCUGGCUGCCACUCAGAGCCCUGGGGUUCAGGAAUGGCUGGCUCAAGCCCGGACUGCGUGGACCCACCAGCGACAGAGCAGUCUCCAGCAACAAAAAGAGUUGGAGCAGGAAUUAGCAGAGCAGAAAAGCCUCCUCCGGUCAGUAGCCAGUCGUGGGGAAGAAAUUCUAACUCAACAUUCAGCUGCAGAGACUGCUGGUGGUGUUGGCGAAAAACCUGAUGUGUUAUCCCAGGAGUUGGGGAUGGAAGGGGAGAAGGCACCCGCUGAAGACCAGAUGAGAGUGAAAUGGGAAAGCCUACAUCAAGAAUUUAGCACCAAGCAGAAACUGCUUCAGAAUGUUCUGGAACAGGAACAAGAGCCAGUGCUUUACAGGCGGCCAAAUCGGCUCCUGCCUGGUGUGCCACUGUACAAAGGGGACGGGCAGGCCCAGGAUAAAGCUGCCGUGACAUCGUUGCUGGAUGGAUUGAACCAGGCCUUCGAGGAGGUUUCCUCCCAGGGUGGAGGGACAAAGAGGCAGAGCAUUCACUUGGAACAGAAGCUGUAUGACGGGGUCUCAGCUACCUCUACGUGGUUGGAUGACGUGGAGGAACGUUUAUUUGUUGCUACAGCACUUUUACCAGAAGAGACGGAAACGUGCCUCUUCAACCAAGAGACUCUUGCCAAAGAUAUCAAGGAAAUGUCUGAAGAAAUGGAUAAGAACAAGAACCUGUUUUCCCAAGCCUUUCCAGAGAAUGGUGACAAUCGAGAUGUUAUCGAAGACACUCUGGGUUGUCUUUUGGGCAGGUUGUCUUUGCUGGACUCAGUAGUAAAUCAGCGAUGCCAUCAGAUGAAGGAAAGACUUCAGCAAAUACUGAAUUUCCAGAAUGACCUGAAGGUGCUGUUUACAUCACUGGCUGACCACAAGUACAUCAUUCUGCAGAAACUGGCAAAUGUCUUUGAACAACCUGUGGCAGAGCAAAUAGAGGCAAUACAGCAGGCUGAAGAUGGGCUGAAGGAGUUGGAUGCCGGAAUCACUGAACUAAAAAGGCGUGGUGACAAGUUGCAGAUUGAGCAGCCUUCUGUGCAAGAACUCUCCAAACUCCAGGACAUGUAUGAUGAGCUGAUGGUGACCAUUGGCUCGCGGCGGAGUGGGCUGAACCAGAAUCUUGCGCUCAAGAGUCAGUAUGAAAGGGCCCUACAAGAUCUGGCGGACCUGCUAGAAACUGGACAAGAGAAGAUGGCAGGAGACCAGAAGAUUAUCGUCUCUUCCAAGGAGGAAAUCCAACAACUUCUUGACAAACAUAAGGAAUACUUUCAGGGCCUGGAGUCUCAUAUGAUCUUGACCGAAACACUCUUCAGGAAGAUAAUCAGCUUUGCAGUCCUGCAGGAAACUCAGAACCACACAGAGCUGAUGGCGCAGGCUUCAGCGGUGCUCAAGAGGGCUCACAAGAGGGGCGUGGAGUUGGAGUACAUUCUAGAGACAUGGUCCCAUCUGGAUCAGGACCACCGGGAGCUCCGCAGGCAGCUGGAGAUGGUGGAAAGCAGCAUCCCAAGCGUGGGCCUGGUGGAGGAGAGUGAGGACAGGCUCAUCGACCGGAUAACACUUUACCAGCACUUGAAAUCCAGCCUUAAUGAACACCAGCCCAAGUUAUAUCAGGUCCUAGAUGAUGGCAAAAGACUUCUCAUGUCUGUUAGCUGCUCAGAUCUAGAAAGUCAGCUCAAUCAGCUUGGAGAACACUGGUUAAAUGAUACCAACAAGGUGGCCAAGGAACUUCACAGACUGGAAACAAUACUGAAACACUGGACCAGAUAUCAAAGGGAAUCUUCAGAUCUAAUCCACUGGUUACAGUCUGCAAAAGACAGGCUGGAAUUUUGGACUCAGCAGUCUGUGACAGUCCCGCAAGAACUGGAAAUGGUCCGUGAUCAUCUGAACGCUUUUCUGGAGUUUUCCAAAGAGGUAGAUGCCAAAUCCACCCUGAAAUCAUCUGUUCUGAGCACUGGAAAUCAGCUCCUUCGAUUAAAGAAAGUGGACACAGCUGCCCUGCGCUCCGAGCUGUCACACAUCGAUAGCCAGUGGAAUGGCCUGCUGACCAAUAUCCCAGCCGUACAGGAAAAGCUCCACCAGCUCCAGAUGGACAAGCUGCCUUCUCGCCACGCCAUUUCUGAAGUCAUGGCUUGGAUUUCUCUCAUGGAAAAUGUUAUCCAAAAAGAUGAAGAGCAUAUAAAAAAUUCCAUCGGUUACAAGGCAAUUCAUGAAUACCUUCAGAAAUAUAAGGGUUUUAAGAUCGACAUUAACUGUAAGCAGCUGACAGUUGAUUUUGUGAACCAAUCCGUGCUCCAAAUCAGCAGUCAGGACGUGGAAAGUAAACGCAGCGAUAAGACCGAUUUUGCUGAGCAACUUGGGGCAAUGAAUAAAAGCUGGCAAAUCCUGCAGGGUCUAGUAACUGAGAAGAUUCAGCUGUUGGAAGGCUUGUUGGAAUCUUGGUCAGAGUAUGAAAAUAACGUACAAUGUCUGAAAACUUGGUUUGAAACCCAGGAAAAGAGACUGAAACAACAACAUCGCAUUGGAGAUCAGGCUUCAGUUCAGAACUCGUUGAAAGACUGCCAGGAUCUGGAAGAUUUGAUUAAAGCAAAAGAAAAAGAGGUGGAGAAAAUUGAGCAGAAUGGACUUGCUUUGAUUCAGAACAAGAAAGAAGAAGUUUCUGGCAUUGUCAAGAGCACACUGCAGGAGCUCAACCAAACCUGGGCAAAUUUGGACCACAAGGCUGGGCAAUUAAAGAUCCUGUUGAAGUCCGUGCUUGAUCAGUGGAGCCACCACAAAGUGGCCUUUGAUGAGAUAAACAGCUUCCUCACGGACGCCAGAUACUCUCUUUCUCGAUUCCGUCUGCUGACCGGCUCUUUAGAAGCUGUGCAGGUUCAGGUAGACAAUCUUCAGAAACUUCAAGAUGAUCUGGAAAAACAAGAGAAGAGCUUAGAGAAAUUCGGCUCUGUCACCAACCAACUGUUAAAAGAAUGUCACCCGCCUGUGACAGAAACGCUGACCAAUACACUGAAAGAAGUCACUAUGAGAUGGAAUAACUUGCUGGAAGAGAUGGCUGAGCAGCUGCACUCCAGCAAGGCCCUGCUUCAGCUUUGGCAACGAUACAAGGACUACUCCAAACAGUGCGCCUCUGCAGUUCAACAGCAGGAGGCUCGAGCCAAGGAGCUCUUGAAGGCGGCCACGAGCAAGGACAUUGCUGACGAUGAAGUUGCCACGUGGAUCCAAGAUUGCAACGACCUCCUCAGAGGACUGGGGACAGUGAACGAUUCCCUUUUCGUUCUCCAUGAGCUGGGAGAGCAACUCAAGCAACAAGUGGACGCUUCGGCAGCAUCAGCCAUUCAGUCUGAUCAACUGUCUUUGAGUCAACAGCUAAGUGCCCUGGAACAGGCUCUUUGCAAACAGCAGACCACGUUACAGGCCGGGGUUCUUGACUAUGAAACCUUUACCAAGAGUUUAGAAGCUUUGGAGGCCUGGAUAGAAGAAGCUGAAGAAAUCCUGCAAGGACAGGACCCUAGCCACUCCUCUGACCUCUCAACCAUCCAGGAAAGGAUGGAGGAACUUAAGGGACAGAUGCUAAAAUUCAGCAGCCUGGUCCCAGAUUUAGACCGUCUAAAUGAGCUUGGCUAUAGGUUGCCCCUGAAUGAUAAGGAAAUCAAAAGGAUGCAGAAUCUGAACCGGCACUGGUCUCUGAUCUCCUCUCAGACUACAGAAAGAUUCAGUAAGUUACAGUCAUUUUUGCUACAACAUCAGACUUUCUUGGAAAAAUGUGAAACAUGGAUGGAAUUCCUGGUUCAAACGGAACAGAAGUUAGCCGUAGAGAUUUCAGGCAAUUAUCAGCAUCUUUUGGAGCAGCAGAGGGCACACGAGUUGUUUCAAGCAGAGAUGUUCAGUCGUCAGCAGAUCUUGCACUCGAUUAUCACUGAUGGGCAGCAUCUUCUAGAACAAGGUCAAGUGGAUGACAGGGAUGAGUUCAACCUGAAAUUGACACUCCUGAGUAACCAGUGGCAGGGGGUGAUCCGCAGGGCCCAGCAGAGGCGGGGCAUCAUCGACAGCCAGAUUCGCCAGUGGCAGCGCUACAGGGAGAUGGCUGAAAAGCUUCGGAAAUGGUUGGUCGAAGUGUCCUAUCUGCCCACGAGUGGUCUCGGAAGUGUCCCCAUACCGCUGCAGCAAGCAAGGACCCUCUUUGAUGAAGUGCAGUUCAAAGAAAAAGUGUUCCUGCGACAGCAAGGCAGCUACAUUCUCACCGUGGAGGCUGGCAAGCAGCUCCUGCUCUCUGCCGACAGUGGCGCUGAGGCCACCUUGCAGGCCGAACUCGCUGAAAUCCAAGAGAAAUGGAAAUCAGCCAGUGUGCAUCUGGAGGAGCAGAAGAAAAAACUGGCCUUCUUGUUGAAAGACUGGGAGAAAUGCGAGAAUGGAAUAGCGGAUUCCCUGGAGAAACUGCGAACUUUCAAAAAGAGGCUUUCCCAACCCCUGCCAGAUCACCACGAAGAACUUCACGCUGAGCUCAUGCGUUGCAAGGAAUUGGAGAAUGCAGUUGGGAGCUGGACGGAUGACCUGGCACAGCUGACACUGCUGAAGGACACUCUCUGUGCCUACAUCAGUCCCGACGACAUCUCCAUCCUUAACGAACGCAUGGAGCUUCUGCAAAGGCAGUGGGAAGAACUCUGCCACCAGCUCUCCUUAAGGCGACAGCAAGUAAGCGAGAGAUUGAAUGAAUGGGCCGUCUUCAGUGAAAAGAACAAGGAGCUCUGCGAAUGGUUGACUCAGAUGGAAAGCAAGGUUUCUCAGAAUGGAGACAUCCUCAUUGAAGACAUGAUUGAGAAGCUCAGGAAGGAUUAUCAAGAGGAAAUUGCUAUUGCCCAAGAGAACAAAAUACAGCUCCAGCAAAUGGGAGAGCGACUUGCUCGAGCCAGCCACGAAAGCAAAGCCUCUGAGAUUGAAUACAAGCUCGGGAAGAUCAAUGACCGGUGGCAGCAUCUCCUGGACCUCAUGGCAGCCAGGGUAAAGAAGCUGAAGGAGACCUUGGUUGCUGUGCAGCAGCUGGAUAAGAACAUGAGCAGCCUGAGAACGUGGCUGGCCCACAUCGAGUCAGAGCUGGCCAAGCCGAUAGCCUACGAUUCCUGCAACUCCGAAGAAAUACAGCGAAAGCUGAAUGAGCAGCAGGAGCUCCAGAGAGACAUUGAGAAACACAGCACAGGCGUAGCCUCCGUCCUUAACUUGUGUGAGGUUCUCCUGCACGACUGUGACGCCUGUGCCACGGACGCCGAAUGUGACUCCAUCCAGCAGGCCACAAGAAACCUGGACCGGCGAUGGAGAAAUAUCUGUGCCAUGUCCAUGGAAAGAAGGCUCAAAAUUGAAGAGACGUGGCGAUUGUGGCAGAAGUUUCUGGAUGACUAUUCUCAUUUUGAAGAUUGGCUCAAGGUUUCAGAAAGGAUAGCUGCCUUCCCCAGCUCCUCUGGAGUGCUCUAUACAGUUGCCAAGGAAGAACUAAAGAAAUUUGAGGCUUUCCAGAGGCAGGUCCACGAGACCUUGACCCAGCUGGAACUGAUCAACAAGCAGUACCGUCGCCUGGCCAGAGAGAACCGCACUGACUCCGCCUGCUGCCUGAAACAGAUGGUUCACGAAGGCAACCAGAGAUGGGACGACCUGCAGAAGCGCGUCACCUCCAUCUUGCGCAGACUGAAGCAUUUCAUUGGCCAGCGGGAGGAGUUUGAGACUGCCCGGGACAGCAUCCUGGUGUGGCUGACAGAGAUGGAUCUGCAGCUCACUAAUAUUGAGCAUUUUUCCGAGUGCGAUGUUCAAGCUAAGAUAAAGCAGCUCAAGGCCUUCCAGCAGGAAAUUUCCCUGAACCACAGUAAGAUCGAGCAGAUAAUUGCCCAAGGAGAGCAGCUGAUAGAAAAGAGCGAACCCCUGGAUGCGGCGGUCAUUGAAGAGGAGCUGGAUGAGCUCCGGCGUUACUGCCAGGAGGUCUUCGGGCGCGUGGAAAGAUACCAUAAGAAACUGAUUCGCCUGCCCCUCCCAGACGAUGAGCACGACCUCUCUGACCAGGAGCUGGAGCUGGCUGAGGCUGAGGCUCUGUCGGACCUCCACUGGCGUGACACCCCUGCGGACAGCGUGCUCUCCCCGCCACCUUCUUCCAACCCCUCCCUCUCACUCGCCCAGCCCCUCCGGAGCGAGAGGUCCGGGAGAGACACCCCGGCCAGUGUGGACUCCAUCCCUCUGGAGUGGGACCAUGACUAUGACCUCAGCCGUGACCUGGAGUCUGCUGUGUCCAGAACUCUGCCCUCUGAGGACGAAGAGGGCCAGGAGGAGAAAGAUUUCUACCUCAGGGGAGCCGUUGGCCUCUCAGAUGUAAUGAUCCCCGAAAGUCCUGAGGCCUAUAUUAAACUCACAGAAAGUGCCAUCAGAAAUACCUCUGGGGAUCCCAGCGCCUUAGAGUCGCCGAUCCGACAGCUGGGCAAAGCCCUGGAUGACAGCCGCUUUCCGAUGCUUCCUGCGGAGACUGCCCUCCGCAGCAAGACCCCCCCAGGACCGGAGCUAGACUCCAGCUACAGAGGUUACAUGAAGCUUCUGGGCGAAUGCAGCGGCAGUAUAGACUCCGUGAAGAGACUGGAACACAAGCUGGCAGAGGAGGAGCAGCAUUUUCCCGGCUUUGUUAACCUGAACAGCACUGAAUCCCAAACAGCUGGUGUGAUUGACCGCUGGGAGCUCCUCCAGGCCCAGGCCCUGAGCAAGGAGCUGAGGAUGAAGCAGAACCCCCAGAGGCGGCAGCAGUUCGACUCGGACCUGAACAGCCUCCUGGCCUGGCUGAGGGAGACGGAGGAGGAACUGGAACAGCUCCAGCGCCUGCAGCUCAGCACCGACAUUCAGUCCAUCGCACUCCAAAUCCAAAAGCUCAAGGAGCUACAGAAAGCCGUGGACCACCGGAAAGCCAUCAUCCUCUCCAUCAAUCUGUGCAGCUCUGAGUUCACUCAGACUGGCAGUGAGGAGAGCCAGGACCUGCAGGAUCGCUUGUCCCAGAUGAAUGGGCGCUGGGACCAUGUGUGCUCCCUGCUGGAGGAGUGGCGGGGCCUUCUCCAGGAUGCACUGAUGCAGUGUCAGGAUUUCCAUGAGAUGAGUCAUGGUUUGCUCCUUAUGCUGGAGAACAUCGACCGAAGGAAAAAUGAAAUUGUCCCUAUUGAUUCUCACCUUGACGCAGAGACACUUCAGGACCAUCACAAACAGCUUACGCAAAUUAAACGUGAGCUUUUGGAAUCUCAACUCAAAGUGGCCUCCCUGCAAGACAUGUCGUGCCAGCUGUUGGUGAAUGCUGAAGGCACAGACUGUUUAGAAGCCAAAGAAAAAGUCCACGUGAUUGGAAAUCGGCUCAAACUUCUCUUGAAGGAGGUCAGUCGUCAUAUCAAGGAGUUGGAGAAGCUAUUAGACGUGUCAAGCAGUCAGCAGGAUCUGUCUUCCUGGUCUUCUGCUGAUGAACUGGACACCUCGGGAUCUGUGAGUCCUACGUCAGGAAGAAGUACCCCAAACCGACAGAGAACGCCACGAGGCAAAUGUAGUCUCUCCCAGCCUGGACCCUCUGUCAACAGUCCACAUAGCAGGUCCAUAAAAGGUGGCUCCGAUUCCUCCCUUUCUGAGGAUCGGCCAGCUCGGUCCGGCCGCUCCUUCCUGUUCCGAGUGCUCCGUGCGGCUCUUCCCCUUCAGCUCCUCCUGCUGCUCCUCAUCGGGCUCGCCUGCCUCGUGCCAAUGUCGGAGGAAGACUACAGUUGUGCCCUCUCCAACAACUUUGCCCGCUCCUUCCACCCCAUGCUCAGAUACACAAACGGCCCUCCUCCGCUCUGAACCCAGCAGACGCCGCCUGCAGCACUGCUGGCUGCAGGAGGAGGAUUUGGCCAAGGGUAACCCCAAACUAGCAGAAAGAGGACCUGAGUCCUGGCGGAUGCCCUUGGUGUGGCAGCUUUAGCUCACCUCUGAAUCCCAGGUGCGCACAUCAUAGCUUCGGAGGUUAUGAUUAAAUGACGACAGGAGGACAGCAAGUAGAAACAGAAGGUCUGGAAGAGAUUUUAUUUGCAACCAAGCCUCGGCACUAAAGAGAUUAAGGACCUCCACAGUUCCCUGGACGUGUGAACUCCGGGCCUUUGGCCCAUUCCCUGCACGCCCGGGGACUUCAGCAGACCCUGCGGGCAGCCUCCCGUGGUGCUGCUGCAUCCACUCAAUGAUGACGCUACCUGAGCACCUUGUCAGCAUCGAACAAUCUACCAGCCCACCAGUGCUGAAGAGGCUUUAGAGACCUGUGACCGACAGUUUUUAAGAGCUUAUAUGGCAGCUUCCUUUCUACCUUGUUUUCCUUUUGGGCAUGAUGUUCUAACCUUGCAAUAGAAGCACAAGCUGUAAAUCUAAAAAGCACUUUUUUAAAAAGAUAUAAAGAAAAAUUGGAUGUAAUAAAUAAGAUUGUGGAAGGCUUUAUGUGAAAAAAAAAGUUGAAUGUUAUAGUAAAAGAAAAAGAUAUUUAUGUAUGUACAGUUUGCUAAAGCCAAGUUUUGUUUGUAUCGAUUUCUUUGCAUUUAUUAUAGAUACUAUGAAAUA